AUGGACUGGACGCUAUGGAAAACGGUUGAAAAUCUCACGAUAAGAAACAUGGUGAUAAGCACUAAUAAAUUGAGGACAUUGUUACGAACGAUUCCAAAAUUAAAAACACUGGAAUUGAUAUUGAGGAACGACACGGAAGAAUUAUUACAAGAACUCGUGGAUUCUCAUCAAAAUUUAGAAGUACUCAAAUUGGAUCGUUGCUAUCGUUCGACUCUACAAAUGAACAUACUCUCUCAAACUGUGACAUCCGUUUUGGAAUAUUGUCCCAAAUUGAAAACCGUCAUGAUGACGGACACGUAUUUUCACAGUAAAAGUUUUUAUCAAUGUUUGGCGAGAAAAUUUAGAGAUAUCGAAAGGAUAAGCGUGUCGUGCACGACGAAAUCCGAAAUGGAUAUUUUUAUGGAAAAUUUAAAACAAAACGUUUCCGAUGUGGAAUUUCAAAAGGUUCCAAUGAUGGGAAGAGCGGAAAAUAAACAAAUUUAUUGGGGUCCCAUAUUGGGUCUCGUCAUACGACCCAUACCCACAUCGCCUUUUCACCGACAGUAUAAUCACAAUAAUUAUCCAACUUACGCUUUUUAA
Molecule: messenger RNA, 579 nt
Organism: Pediculus humanus corporis (human body louse)
Lineage: Eukaryota; Metazoa; Arthropoda; Insecta; Psocodea; Pediculidae
Exons: 2
Coding region: 1-579 (192 amino acids)
Source: RefSeq, a predicted model, not a curated record